Messenger RNA from Callorhinchus milii (elephant shark), 1978 nucleotides. RefSeq names its product TAR (HIV) RNA binding protein 2 (gene tarbp2). The transcript is spliced from 8 exons. The record is from RefSeq and is a predicted model, not a curated record. The coding region runs from base 15 to 1010 and encodes 331 amino acids. Lineage: Eukaryota; Metazoa; Chordata; Chondrichthyes; Chimaeriformes; Callorhinchidae. Gene Ontology annotation, molecular function: pre-miRNA binding; double-stranded RNA binding; siRNA binding. Gene Ontology annotation, cellular component: RISC-loading complex. Gene Ontology annotation, biological process: regulation of siRNA processing; regulation of miRNA processing; regulation of viral transcription.
UAGGGGCGUCUGGGAUGACGGAGGAUCGGGCCGCUGCUGCAGCCAAGAAGAACCCCAGCUGUCCCAGUAUUGAGCAAAUGCUGGCCUCAAACCCUGGGAAGACACCCAUUAGUUUACUGCAGGAGUAUGGAACCAGGAUUGGAAAGACACCGGUGUAUGACUUGCUGAAAGCCGAGGGCCAAGCACACCAACCAAACUUCACUUUCCGAGUGACAGUCGGUGACAUAAACUGCACAGGUCAAGGACCAAGCAAAAAGGCAGCAAAGCAUAAGGCUGCAGAAGCUGCCCUGAAAUUAUUAAAGGGAGGAAACAUGUUGGAGCCUAUGGGAGAUGGAGUUAAGAUCUCUGCGACUGAAUCCAAAAGCUCAAACUCUGCCCAGCAGGCCGAAUGUAACCCUGUAGGAGCACUGCAGGAGCUGGUCGUUCAGAAGGGAUGGCGGCUGCCAGAGUAUACAGUGACUCAGGAAUCUGGUCCUGCCCAUAGGAAGGAGUUCACCAUGACUUGCAGAGUAGAAAGAUUCCUGGAGAUAGGAAGCGGGACUUCAAAGAAGCUGGCAAAACGGAACGCUGCAGCGAAGAUGUUGGCAAGGAUCCACGAUGUACCAGUGGAUCACAGGGACGGGAACGAAGUCGAGCCCGAAGAUGACCAGUUCUCCAUCUUGAUAGGCAGCAAACUAGACGGCCCAAGGGGCAAGAACACGUGUUGUACAUGGGACUCGCUCCGAAACUCGGCCGGAGAAAGGAUUCUGCAUCUCAAGAGCCAUCCGCUCAGUGUCAUCAACUCAAACUUCUGCCAAAUGCUGAGGGACUUGGCUGAAGAGCAGCAGUUUGACAUCAGUUAUUUGGACAUCGAGGAGCUGAGCUUGAGUGGCCUGUAUCAAUGUUUAGUGGAGUUGUCAACUCAGCCGAGCACCGUCUGCCAUGGCUCGGCCUCCACCAGAGACGCAGCUCACGCCAACGCAGCUCACAACGCACUCCAGUAUCUCAAGAUAAUGGCUGGCGGAAAAUGAUCCCAAAGGACAGAGCUACCAAGCAUUCUUGACUGACCAGCACUGUUUAUUCCAAAAUGAACUGCGUUUUUAAACCAACAACUUGAAUGAACUUCACACAAGACUUACACUUGACGGAAAGUCAAGGUCUCUAGCUGCUCAGUAUGCUUUGAAGGUGCCUUUUUAGUUAUUUUGGGGGAAGGGGAGGGGGCGUGGGGCGGGGUAGUAUGAUGGUUUAUUUAAGGAUCCCUCCCGCUGCUAAACAUAGCAAAUGGACUGAUGUAUGUAAAUGGUGGCUCGUUUCAUUGCAAAGCGCCCGUGGUCCAAAUCAGCCACGCAACAGCAAAAGGAAUUUCACCCACAUGUGGUUUUUAAAACUUGUUGGCUAACCCAUAUCUUUCGCUGGAUGGCGAACUUGACAUUGAUCCUGAGAUUCUUUCCCUGGAGAGAAUUGAGCAUUGUACUGUUUUGUUUUAAGCCCUAUCUCCGAAGUGGGGAAUGCUGCAGCGGAGAUCAAGUGCUAAUGGCACAAGCGGUAAUUUUCCUUGAUCCUCGGAAAACGUAAAUCACAGAGUCUGAGCCAUCGUUCUAUGGUGUAUGACUGCUUAUCCAAGGGAACACGGAGCUUCCUCUGUGUAUUUGAUGUGUAGGAUUUCAACAUGAGGGUUGCGAGUUGAUGUGGCGCAAGUAGCGGUGGACUGGCUCGGGGUUGUGAGGUAAAAUAGGAGUACUUGAGGGUACUGAUUCUUGUCAGAAAACAACCGUGCGUUUAAAAUCUUUGCCGGGGCUUAAAUGGACCUUCCCAAUUUCCCAUAUAGCCAGUCCUCCCCUGGGCACAUGGGUGGGUGUUUGCCCCUCUUGGUAGAGCUAAGCGCAACUUCCCUUUGAGCAAAGUUCCUGGCCUGGUUGUUCAAUCGACAGUGAGGUACUGAGUGAAUAUUCAACAACCACAACCAAUGAUGUUUGGUUCACACAGCGCCUUUCACGUC